Rattus rattus (black rat) is the source of this 204-nucleotide messenger RNA. RefSeq names its product cytochrome c oxidase assembly protein COX14-like. Gene Ontology annotation, cellular component: mitochondrion. The record is from RefSeq and is a predicted model, not a curated record. Gene Ontology annotation, biological process: mitochondrial respiratory chain complex IV assembly. NCBI's taxonomy places the organism in Eukaryota, Metazoa, Chordata, Mammalia, Rodentia, Muridae.
AUGCCGUCUGCCAAGCAGCUGGCCGACAUUGGCUACAAGACCUUCUCUGCCUCGAUGAUGCUCCUCACUGUGCACAGGGGCUACCUCUGCAGCGUUGACCUGCAUUACCUCAGCUCACGCAGUGCCAGGCGCCAGGCACGGCGGAAGAAACAGAAGACCUCAAGGUCUGAGCUCGGCUCUUCCUUUGGCGCCUUCCGGCCGUGA